This is a messenger RNA of Didymodactylos carnosus, 1032 nucleotides long. Lineage: Eukaryota; Metazoa; Rotifera; Eurotatoria; Philodinida; Philodinidae. The record is from the annotation of a GenBank genome assembly.
AUGUUUAAGAACUGCACAAAUGCUACACAUACCUUGGCUUUGAAAGCAUGUGCUAAACUACGUGAUCGUGAACGUGGUAUUCGAAUUCAUCGACAGUUAUCAUCACACGCACUUCAGGGUCCUUUUAUUCAAACAUCACUGAUUCAUUUUUACAUGCAAUGCCAUGACAUUGACCAUGCUCAACAGAUCUUUUCGGCCAUUGGCAGAAAGACAAUUUUUAUGUAUGGUGCGCUAUUCAAGGGUUAUGUCUCCAAUGAUAUGCCUGAAAAAGUGCUCGAACUAUUUGAUGAAAUGCCAAUAGAACCCGAUGAAGUGAUCAUUACAAUAUUAUUCAAUGCCUGUGCCAAACUUGCAAAUACUCAUGCAGUGAAACUUGGAAAAGACGUGCUGAAUCGAUUACCAACUGCUGUUUUUCAACAUCAUAAAUUAGUGAAUUCAGCCAUAGACAUGUUGAUGAAGUUUGCUGAUGUAGCGCAUGCGGAACAUCUCUUCCAACUAAUCAAGAAUAAAAGCAUUGUAACAUAUGGAGCAAUGAUGCAAGGUUAUGUCAUGAAUGAUAUGUCCGAGAAAGCAUUAAAUUUAUUCGAAGAAGUUUCUUUCAAAUCGAACGAAGUCCUGUAUGCCAUUGUGUUUAGUGCAUGUGUUUCAUUAUCUAAUGAAAGAGCCAUUCAAUUUGGAAAGAAGCUUCUUCAUCAAAUGCCGACGAUGUUUCUCGAUGAUGUUGUUGUAAUCAACUCAGCAAUACACAUGUUGAUGAAGUUUGGUGAAGUAGAAGAUGCUGAAUGUCUCUUCUCACGAAUGAAGAAACGGAACUUGUACACUUAUGGAGUAAUGAUGAAUGGCUACAACCUUAAUGAUGAAUCACACAAGUGUUUGAAACUCUUCCAACAAAUCAAGCAACAGAACAUUACACUCAACGAACCGUUAUCUAUGUCAUUGAUUGGUGCAUGCUCUCAGAUCGGCAUGCGUUCGAUCUGUCGAAAUAUUGUUGAUCAGAUUCCGAAUCACGUCGGAAUCACGGAAAAACGUUAA